This is a messenger RNA of Linum tenue, 459 nucleotides long. The record is from the annotation of a GenBank genome assembly. NCBI's taxonomy places the organism in Eukaryota, Viridiplantae, Streptophyta, Magnoliopsida, Malpighiales, Linaceae.
UUGAGAUCUUUUACUGAGAUAGAGUAAUUUGAGCUCCUAAUUGAUAGGGACUAGGGAGCACUGGAGCAGUGAAAUUUUAUCCUGUCACAGGCGGGGUAGUUAACGGGAAGCCAUAGCAAAUCCGACCCGGUUUAGAGCCCAGUGGAAAACUUAACCCGGUCAAACAGUACAAGGAUCAUGACGAGGACUGGAAUCCAUUCCAUUUGCAUUUUGCAGGCCUUCACUGUUUCACAAGAAUCACAACCAACCAAGGUUGUCAACCCCCGGUCGUCCCGCGGGUCGACUUACUUUGAUCCGGCUGUGAGAAAAACGGGUUGCACGCAACUGUCGGGUCGAUCACUAAAAGGGUUAAACCGGGCUAAAACGGGUGACUCAUUAACCCUUGAUCCACUAGCUCAACCGGGUCCGGGUCAACCCGCGUUGCAACCAACCCACACAUCUUUAUCGCUUUAGUGACUG